Messenger RNA from Candidozyma duobushaemuli, 2244 nucleotides. Its product is annotated as DEAH-box ATP-dependent RNA helicase. NCBI's taxonomy places the organism in Eukaryota, Fungi, Ascomycota, Pichiomycetes, Serinales, Metschnikowiaceae. Gene Ontology annotation, molecular function: RNA helicase activity; RNA binding; ATP binding. Bases 1 to 2244 code for a protein of 747 amino acids. The transcript has a single exon. Gene Ontology annotation, cellular component: spliceosomal complex; intracellular anatomical structure. The record is from RefSeq and is a predicted model, not a curated record.
AUGGGCGACAAGAAGAAGUACAAGAAACAGAAGCUCAUGGAUUCCGAGGCCGAACGUGUGGCCGAGGUGGCCGAAGAAAGCUUGAGGGAGCACCCUCACCCGGAGCAGCCCCAGAAAAUGGAAUUUCACGAUGGAGGCGAGUUCAAAGGUGUAGAGAGACACAACACCACCGCCCAUCUGGCUGAGAAGCUUGAGGAUGGACCCCAAAACCCAUUCACGGGCGAGACUUUCACACAAAAGUACUUCGAUAUUCUCAAAGUCAGAAGAGACUUGCCCGUGCAUGCCCAGAGAGAUGAGUUCUUGAAGACUUUUCAGAGCACCCAGAUCAUGGUCUUUGUGGGUGAGACCGGUUCGGGUAAAACCACGCAGAUCCCCCAAUUUGUUCUUUACGAUGAUAUGCCCCACCUCCAUGGCAAAAUGGUCGCUUGUACGCAACCCAGAAGAGUGGCAGCCAUGUCUGUGGCUAAGAGAGUUGCAGACGAGAUGGAUGUGCAGCUUGGAGAUGAAGUGGGUUACCUGAUCAGAUUCGAGAACAAAACAUCCCCAAAGACCAUGCUUAAGUAUAUGACUGAUGGUAUGCUUUUACGUGAAGCCAUGGAAGACCACGACUUGCUGAGAUACUCGUGCAUUAUGCUAGAUGAGGCUCACGAGCGUACGUUGGCCACCGAUAUCUUGAUGGGACUCUUGAAACAGGUCACCACCCGUAGACCUGAUCUUAAGCUUAUCAUCAUGUCUGCUACUUUGGAUGCGGAGAAGUUCCAGCAAUACUUCCACAACGCCCCUCUUCUUGCCGUUCCUGGUCGUACCCAUCCUGUGGAGAUCUACUACACACCAGAAUACCAAAAGGACUACUUGGAUGCUGCCAUCAGAACAGUUUUGCAGAUCCAUGCCACGGAAGAUGAAGGUGAUGUUCUUCUAUUCUUGACCGGUGAGGAAGAGAUUGAGGACGCAUGCAGAAAGAUUCAACUUGAGGGUGACGAGCUUAUCAGAGAACAGGGCUGUGGCCCCAUCAAGGUGUACCCAUUGUACGGUUCAUUGCCCCCACACCAGCAGCAAAAGAUUUUCGAGCCUGCUCCAGAAAACCACAAGCCUGGUGGAAGACCUGGCAGAAAGAUUAUUGUUUCCACAAACAUUGCUGAAACCUCGCUUACCAUCGACGGUAUCGUUUACGUUGUUGACCCCGGUUUCUCCAAGCAAAAGGUGUACAACCCUCGUAUCAGAGUGGAGUCUUUGCUUGUGUCCCCAAUUUCCAAGGCUUCGGCCCAACAGAGAGCUGGUCGUGCUGGUCGUACGCGGCCCGGUAAGUGCUUCAGAUUGUACACUGAAGAAGCUUUCAAGAAGGAGUUGAUUGAACAAUCUUACCCAGAAAUCUUGCGUUCCAACUUGGCCUCGACGGUGCUUGAACUCAAGAAAUUGGGUGUUGAUGAUUUAGUUCACUUUGACUUCAUGGAUCCACCUGCCCCUGAGACAAUGAUGCGUGCUCUUGAGGAGCUCAACUAUCUUCAGUGUCUCUCUGACGAGGGUGACUUGACAGCGUUGGGCCGUCUCGCAUCCAACUUCCCACUUGACCCUAUGUUGGCUGUCAUGUUGAUCGGAUCGCCUGCUUUCAAGUGUUCCGAGGAGAUUCUCUCCAUUGUGGCACUCUUGUCUGUUCCAAACGUCUUUGUUCGUCCCGCCUCUGCCAGAAAAAGAGCCGACGAGAUCAAGAUGUCCUUCGCCCAUGCCGACGGUGACCACUUGACUUUGCUCAAUGUCUACGAGGCCUUCAACUCCGAUGAGGCCUACGAGAUUGGCUUACAUCAAUGGUGCAGAGACAACUUCUUGUCCUACCGUUCCCUUACAUCCGCCAACAAUGUUCGCUCCCAAUUGCGUCGUCUUAUGGAGCGUUACGACCUCGAACUCAACCUGACGCCGUUUGAGGACCGUAGUUACUGGGACAAUAUCAGAAAGGCGCUUGUGGCUGGUUUCUUCAUGCAAGUUGCGAAGAAGAAGAGCGGUAACAAGGGCUUUAUUACGGUCAAGGACAAUCAGGAUGUUUUGAUUCAUCCCAGUACUGUGCUUGCAAAGGAGAACGAGUGGGUCAUUUACAACGAGUUUGUGCUUACGUCAAAGAACUACAUUCGUACCGUGACGAACGUGCGUCCGGAAUGGUUGGUGGAGUUGGCACCCAAGUACUACAACUUGGAGCACUUUUCUCGCGGUGACGUUAAGCUUUCGCUAGAGAGAAUUAUCGGCAAGAGAUAA